Molecule: messenger RNA, 3722 nt
Organism: Propithecus coquereli (Coquerel's sifaka)
Lineage: Eukaryota; Metazoa; Chordata; Mammalia; Primates; Indriidae
Gene: SMARCA5
Product: SWI/SNF related, matrix associated, actin dependent regulator of chromatin, subfamily a, member 5
Exons: 25
Coding region: 411-3491 (1026 amino acids)
Biological process (GO): regulation of transcription by RNA polymerase II; nucleosome organization
Cellular component (GO): nucleus; chromatin
Molecular function (GO): ATP binding; histone binding; nucleosome binding
Source: RefSeq, a predicted model, not a curated record
GAGAUAGGUAUCUGCCAUAGGUAGAAGACGAGGCGGCGAAGGGAGUUCCCCGCCUCAGUCGCUCUUUCGCUUUCCUUUCCCCUUCCCCCAACUCUCCGCCCUCCUCUAAGUCGGCCCGCCUUCUUUGACCUCAGUGACCCGGCUGGCCCCGCCCACCUUCGUCGACGUGAUUCCCGCCGUGAGGUAAGCGCUGGUCGAACCCAGACUCCAGCGGAAGACGAGGACGCCUGCGAGGGUGAGGCUGCUGGGCCCGGCUGAGGCCAGUCGCGGAGGCGCGGCGCGGGGGAGCAUCGGGGUGGAUCCUCUCGCUCCUCCAUCAGUUCAUUGCGACGUAGCCACCCAGGCCUAGGCCGCCUCCAUCUCUGCUGGCCCCGGCCUCUGGCAGCAGCCGGUGACGCAGACGGAACAUCAUGUCGUCCGCGGCCGAGCCUCCGCCACCCCCGCCUUCCGAGAGCGCGCCUUCCAAGCCCGCAGCCUCGGCCGCCACCGGCGGGAGCAACAGCAGCAACAAAGGCGGCCCCGAGGGCGUCGCGGCCCAGGCGGCUCCGUCUGCAGCCACCGCCGGUCCCGCGGACGCCGAGAUGGAGGAAGUAUUUGAUGAUGCAUCACCUGGCAAGCAAAAAGAACUCCAAGAACCAGAUCCGACCUAUGAAGAAAAAAUGCAAACUGACCGAGCAAAUAGAUUCGAGUAUUUAUUAAAGCAGACAGAACUGUUUGCGCAUUUCAUUCAGCCUGCUGCUCAGAAGACUCCAACUUCACCUUUGAAAAUGAAACCAGGGCGCCCACGAAUAAAAAAGGAUGAGAAACAGAACUUGCUAUCAGUUGGAGACUAUCGACACCGUAGAACAGAGCAAGAGGAGGAUGAAGAACUACUAACAGAAAGUUCCAAAGCAACCAAUGUUUGCACUCGUUUUGAAGACUCUCCAUCAUAUGUAAAAUGGGGUAAACUGAGAGAUUAUCAGGUCCGAGGAUUAAAUUGGCUCAUUUCUUUAUAUGAGAAUGGCAUCAACGGUAUCCUUGCAGAUGAAAUGGGCCUGGGAAAGACUCUUCAAACAAUUUCUCUUCUUGGAUACAUGAAACACUAUAGAAACAUUCCUGGUCCUCAUAUGGUUUUGGUCCCUAAGUCUACAUUACACAACUGGAUGAGUGAAUUCAAGAGAUGGGUACCAACACUUAGAUCUGUUUGUUUGAUAGGAGAUAAAGAACAAAGAGCUGCUUUUGUCAGAGACGUUUUAUUACCAGGAGAAUGGGAUGUAUGUGUAACAUCUUAUGAAAUGCUUAUUAAAGAGAAGUCUGUGUUCAAAAAAUUUAAUUGGAGAUACUUAGUAAUAGAUGAAGCUCACAGGAUCAAAAACGAAAAAUCUAAGUUGUCAGAAAUAGUGAGGGAAUUUAAGACUACAAAUCGACUUUUAUUAACUGGAACGCCUCUUCAGAACAACUUGCAUGAGCUCUGGUCACUUCUUAAUUUUUUGUUGCCAGAUGUAUUUAAUUCAGCUGAUGACUUUGAUUCCUGGUUUGAUACAAACAACUGCCUUGGGGAUCAAAAGCUAGUUGAGAGGCUUCACAUGGUUUUGCGUCCAUUCCUCCUUCGUCGAAUUAAGGCUGAUGUUGAAAAGAGUUUGCCUCCAAAGAAGGAAGUAAAAAUCUAUGUGGGUCUCAGCAAAAUGCAAAGGGAAUGGUAUACCCGGAUACUAAUGAAAGAUAUAGAUAUACUAAACUCAGCAGGGAAGAUGGACAAAAUGAGGUUAUUGAACAUUCUGAUGCAGUUGAGAAAAUGUUGUAAUCAUCCAUAUCUCUUUGAUGGAGCUGAACCUGGUCCACCUUACACAACAGACAUGCAUCUAGUUACCAACAGUGGGAAAAUGGUGGUAUUAGACAAGCUGCUCCCUAAAUUAAAAGAACAAGGUUCUCGAGUACUAAUCUUCAGCCAGAUGACAAGGGUAUUGGACAUUUUGGAAGAUUAUUGCAUGUGGAGAAAUUAUGAGUACUGCAGGUUGGAUGGGCAGACACCUCAUGAUGAGAGACAAGAGUCCAUCAAUGCAUACAAUGAACCAAACAGCACAAAGUUUGUUUUUAUGUUAAGCACACGUGCUGGUGGUCUUGGCAUCAAUCUUGCCACUGCUGAUGUAGUAAUCUUGUAUGAUUCAGAUUGGAAUCCCCAAGUAGAUCUUCAGGCUAUGGACCGAGCACAUAGAAUUGGACAAACCAAGACAGUCAGAGUGUUCCGCUUUAUAACUGAUAACACCGUAGAAGAAAGAAUAGUAGAACGUGCUGAGAUGAAACUCAGACUGGAUUCAAUAGUCAUUCAACAAGGGAGGCUUGUGGAUCAGAAUCUGAACAAAAUUGGGAAAGAUGAAAUGCUUCAAAUGAUUCGACAUGGGGCAACACAUGUAUUUGCCUCAAAGGAAAGUGAGAUCACUGAUGAGGAUAUUGAUGGUAUUUUGGAAAGAGGUGCAAAGAAGACUGCAGAGAUGAAUGAAAAGCUCUCUAAGAUGGCAGAAUUGAUUGCAUUCACAGAGUGGAUUGAACCACCUAAACGAGAAAGAAAAGCCAAUUAUGCUGUUGAUGCAUAUUUCAGGGAAGCUCUUCGUGUUAGUGAACCUAAAGCACCCAAGGCACCUCGACCUCCAAAACAACCCAAUGUUCAGGAUUUCCAGUUCUUUCCUCCACGUUUAUUUGAAUUACUGGAAAAAGAAAUUCUGUAUUACAGAAAAACUAUUGGGUACAAGGUACCUCGAAAUCCUGAGCUACCUAAUGCAGCACAGGCACAAAAAGAAGAACAGCUUAAAAUUGAUGAAGCUGAACCCCUUAAUGAUGAAGAAUUGGAGGAAAAAGAGAAGCUUCUAACACAGGGAUUUACCAAUUGGAAUAAGAGAGAUUUUAACCAGUUUAUCAAAGCUAAUGAGAAGUGGGGUCGUGAUGAUAUUGAAAAUAUAGCAAGAGAAGUAGAAGGAAAGACUCCAGAAGAAGUCAUUGAAUAUUCGGCUGUGUUCUGGGAAAGGUGCAAUGAGCUCCAGGACAUAGAGAAGAUUAUGGCUCAGAUUGAAAGGGGUGAGGCAAGAAUUCAAAGAAGAAUAAGUAUCAAAAAAGCACUUGAUACCAAGAUUGGACGGUACAAAGCACCUUUUCAUCAACUGAGAAUAUCAUAUGGUACUAACAAAGGAAAAAACUAUACCGAAGAAGAAGAUCGUUUUCUGAUUUGUAUGCUUCAUAAACUUGGAUUUGACAAAGAAAAUGUUUAUGAUGAAUUGCGGCAGUGUAUUCGCAACUCUCCUCAGUUCAGAUUUGACUGGUUUCUUAAGUCUAGAACAGCAAUGGAGCUCCAGAGGAGGUGUAAUACCUUAAUUACCUUGAUUGAAAGAGAAAACAUGGAACUAGAAGAAAAGGAGAAGGCAGAGAAAAAGAAACGAGGACCAAAGCCUUCAACACAGAAACGUAAAAUGGAUGGAGCACCUGAUGGUCGAGGAAGAAAAAAGAAGCUGAAACUAUGAAUACAUUUUUGUUUCAUAAUCACUAACUUUAAACCAGUAGUUCUUUAAUUUACGGGUCUUCCUAAAAUGUACUGUACAAUGCUCAAUUGUUAUGUCAGUCAAAGACAUCAGGUUCAUCUGUUUACUGAGCUAGAAACAUAGUAUGUAGUUUCACUUUUUUAAAUGCAACAGCUGUGCUGAAAUUUUUUUAUCAUUAACACUUGAAGUAAUAAAAUAGGCUUCAUUUAUUAA